UUUGACUAUUCGUGGGAGUCAAUACUGAAUUUUUUUGUGAUUUUGUCAACUCGUCUUUAUCCCAGAUCCAGCCAAACGGGGAAUUCCUCCUUGGAAUCAAACACUUCUGCUAGAAUUUUUCUCGGGGAUCUUGACGGGUUAAUAUCUAACGUAGAAAUUCCUCUUGGGAUCAGCCAUCCUCAAUUUUCCUUUUCAUAAUUCGAUCUCUUUAUACGCCCUUGUUAAGACUAAACUUAUUUGUUCGUUUCAGAUUUAAAUUAAAAUUUUCUGAAAAUUAUUCAAAAAUUAUUCAAAAUGUCAAUUUCUGAUGGAUCGGUUUCAAGCGGCGGUGAAUUGCCUGAUAUUGUUGAGGUGGUGGAGUCUGAUGGAACUGAUGAUGGGGAGUCUACUUAUGAAACGGAUGGUGGGGAGUCCAAUUAUGAAACUGAUAUGGUUGAUGAGUUUAAUUGUGAAACGGAUGAGGACAUUUUCAAUAAAGUGAGCGAUAUGGGACUGAAACGUGAAGAUAGUUCAGCAUCAUCUGGUGGAUCAAUUCCGAGUAUAAAGCAAAAGAAGCAAUACGUCGUUGAGGCAAUUUGCAAUAAGCGUGUGUUGCCCAAUGGCCGAGUUGAAUAUCUUUUGAAAUGGGAAGGACAUCCGGAGAGUGAAAAAUCUUGGGAGCCGGAGGAGAACUUGAAUUGCCCGGAAUUGAUUGAGAAGUUCAACUGCUUCCAGAAGCGGAUGCUUAAUGCCAAGCCUUUAGGACCUGUGAAGGAAAUUAUUGGCUCUGCGCGAAUUGACAAUGAGAUCUUUUACCUUGUUCAAUAUGCUGGGACGGACUAUUCCGAAUUUCUCCCAUCGCGAAUUGUUUCGAAACGCUGGCCAUUGUUGGUUGUCGACUUUUUUGAGAAGAGAUUUGAGGAGGAUCGCUAA
Molecule: messenger RNA, 912 nt
Organism: Meloidogyne enterolobii
Lineage: Eukaryota; Metazoa; Nematoda; Chromadorea; Rhabditida; Meloidogynidae
Source: the annotation of a GenBank genome assembly